Messenger RNA from Pieris rapae (cabbage white), 4159 nucleotides. It is a transcript of the gene HisRS, whose product is annotated as histidine--tRNA ligase, cytoplasmic. The transcript has 9 exons. Lineage: Eukaryota; Metazoa; Arthropoda; Insecta; Lepidoptera; Pieridae. Gene Ontology annotation, cellular component: cytoplasm; mitochondrion. The coding region runs from base 374 to 2203 and encodes 609 amino acids. Gene Ontology annotation, biological process: mitochondrial translation; histidyl-tRNA aminoacylation. The record is from RefSeq and is a predicted model, not a curated record. Gene Ontology annotation, molecular function: ATP binding; histidine-tRNA ligase activity.
GUAGUAAAGCUAGAUAAAACAAAUUUAAAGUAAAAGUGACCGCUAGGAAACGGUGAAUAAAAUUUUUAAGUUUCUGUGACAGUUCACAGUGUGAAAUGUGAAUUAAUAGUUAGAGGUUAGGUAAUAAAUAAGACCUUCGUAAUUUUAAACAUUACAAAUAUUUAUACUUUACUGUAACAAGCACUUUAUUUUUUUGUCCAUCAAUAAGUUACAGUUUAUUUGAAGGCUAAUCUCAGAAUGAAAGGGAUUGCAAAAUAAACACUGUUAACCAAAAGAUUAGAUUCUUAAGAACAUCCAUUCACUUCAGUGCUUAGUGGUUACGUUGCAUUUUAUCGCAAAAAUUACGUUUGUUUGAUUAUUUAACAAAAAAGCAAUGGCAGAGUCGCAAAAUUUAUUAUUACAGCAAAUCAAAGAGCAAGGUGAUCUCGUUAGAAAGUUAAAAGCGGCGAAAGAAUCUAAUGAAAAGGGUAUGAUUAUUAACAAAAAAAAUCAAGAUCUUGGUCAGAUUGACAAACAUCUAUCUCAAUACAGUUAUAUUUGUGGUUACUUGCCUAGUAAAUAUGAUUUAGAACUACUAAAAAGUAUAAAUUUUGAUGUAGAUUUCUAUAAAUAUGUGUAUAUUAAGAGAUGGUGGUACCAUAUGAGGAGUUUCAGUGACUCUGAAAGAGCUUUGUUACCUGACAGUAUACCAACAAGAGACGUUAUUGAUCUACUAAAACCAUACCGUUCAGUUAAUUAUGAUUAUCAGAUACAAGAAGAGGUUUCAAAAUUAUUAGGUUUAAAAGCACAACUUAACAAUGAAGAUGCUGCACCUCAAAAGUUUACCCUUAAGACACCAAAGGGCACCAGGGAUUACAAUUCCCAACAGAUGUCUAUAAGGAACAAUGUUUUGCAGAAAAUUACUACCAUAUUUAAAAAACAUGGAGCAGAGUGUAUUGAUACACCUGUUUUUGAACUUAAGGAAGUAUUAACAGGAAAAUAUGGUGAAGACUCGAAAUUAAUUUAUGACUUAAAAGAUCAAGGUGGAGAAAUAUUAUCUUUAAGAUAUGAUCUUACAGUUCCCUUAGCUCGUUACUUAGCAAUGAAUAAAAUAACAACACUAAAAAGAUAUCACAUUGCCAAGGUGUACAGAAGAGAUAAUCCAGCCAUGACAAGAGGGAGAUACAGGGAGUUCUACCAAUGUGAUUUUGACAUCGCCGGCCAGUACGAUCCCAUGAUUCCUGACGCGGAAUGUCUUAAAGUGGUCACGGAAAUCCUAGACGUCCUUGACAUUGGGAAAUACAUACUGAAGGUGAACCACAGACGUUUGUUGGACGGAAUGUUUGAGGCGUGCGGCGUCCCCGCAGACAAGUUCCGCUCAACUUGCUCCACUAUAGACAAGCUCGAUAAGUUACCGUGGGCGGAGGUGAGAACUGAAAUGAUAAACGAAAAAGGCGUCACUCCCGAAGCUGCAGACAAAAUUGGGGAAUACGUACAACUCAAUGGUAGUUCGGAGUUGGCUGUCAAACUCUUGAGUGAUGAAAAGCUGUCGAAAAGUAAGAGUGCUGUUGAGGGACUCGAAGGUAUUAAGCUACUGUUGCACUACUGUGAGCUGAUGGGAAUUAAAGAUAAAAUUCUCUUCGAUUUGAGUCUCGCUAGGGGAUUGGAUUACUACACUGGAGUCAUUUAUGAAGCGGUUUUGACGCACCCAAUUAAAAUAGGAAAUGAAGAUCAGACAGUGGGUUCGAUAGCCGGCGGUGGACGAUACGAUAAUCUCGUUGGAAUGUUUGACUCCAAGAAUAAACAGGUGCCAUGCGUAGGAGUGAGUGUGGGCGUGGAACGUAUAUUCUCAGUGCUCGAAGCGAAGUUGGCUGCGGGUGAUAUUGUCGUACGGACGACGGACAUAGACGUGUACGUUGCGUCUGCGCAGAAGAACUUCCUCGACGAACGUAUGAAGAUCUGCGCCGAGUUGUGGAAUGCUGGAAUAAAGACCGAGCAAUCCUACAAAAAGAAUCCAAAGAUGCUGAACCAACUCCAGCACUGCGAAGAGAACGGAAUCCCCUUUGCUGUGGUUCUUGGAGAAUCGGAACUCAAGCGUGGUGUGGUUAAAAUCAGGAAUGUUACCACUCGGGAAGAGGCUGAAGUACCUCGAGAGAAAUUGGUUGAGGAAUUGGAGACCAGAAUCGCAAAUUUUGGUCUGAAGGAAAUGAAUGGGUCGUCUUAAGGUACUAAGUAUGUUUUAGAGCGAAAUUUUCAAUACAAAAAUAAUAUGUGUUUCAAUUGGUACAAAUGUUUGUGUUAUUCGUUCUAGGCCUGAAAUAUCGCUAACGAUGUGUUAUAAUUAUAUAAGAUUUUAUAUACAGAGUAUUGCUACACAUGUAUUAACUUAAAGAACAUAAUUAACUCGGUAUUUUGAUUUCAUUUUCAAGAGAUAAAUUUGGUGCCCUUGAAUUAUGAAUAUAAAGUUGUUAAAACCAAAGAAAAAAUCAUAUUGAAAUGAAUUGGUUAGAAUUGGUAGAUUCGCUCUAAAAUAUAUUUCUCGUUCCUCAAAAUGUGUGUACAAAAUUGUAUUAGUUAACAUCAAUCAAGAUUCCUCAUUAUUUAUUCUAAUAUAAGAAUUUUCUUGAAACGAUUUUACGAAUGUGCGUUACAUUUUUUAAUAGAUUUAUUACGAUUUAAUUGCAUUUUAUUUUAUGCCACGGAAAAUGUGUUUAAUGAUAGAGCCAAAGACUUUCACAAUCUCUUCCAUACAACAGAUAUGAGUUUCCAGAAGAAAUGUCAAAUAUGUUCAUCUGACAUUACUAUUUAUAAAAAUGUCAAAUAUAUUUGAGCAAAAAUGUUUUGAGUUAAAAUAGUUUCAAACAAAAAACUAUUCCCUUUUCAUACGUUCGUGAUCCAUCCAACUGUUUUUGAUUAUUUUUGUUUAUUUUUAUUUUGCUUCCAUCUUUAUACCCCAAAAAUAUUUUCUACACAAUAUGGAAGACAUCUUUAUUAAACACAUUUUCGCAUUUAUAUGAUUCACGAAAUAGAUCAAUAAAUAUGGAUGUAGUAUGUUCCCUUGCUGUAGCUCAUGAUAUGCAAACAGUAACUAUACUAUUAAUAACUUACAUUUUGCAUAUGGGUGAUAUAAAAUUUAAGUGAAAUUAGCACUGUUUUUAGCACUAGGCACGUAAAGCAAUAUUUGGGAAUGAGAACGUGUACGCGUGUACGUACAGGUUGCGUAACUGUAACGUAUGAGAUAAUUUCAUUACGAUGUACGAUUACUAUUAUCGCGCGUAGAUUAUGAUAUUGUUACGUACGAGCUUCCCUCUCUGUCUCGGAUCAUUCCGUCCUUGUCCCACACCUAGAAAAUUCGAUCUAGAAUAUUCCUUCAUCAAAGGAGUGUAACUAGUCCGGAAAACGGGUCUCCCGAAAACUAGACAACUCGAAUACAGAUGUUCUGAAAUUGCCUGAAAAAAAUAAAUCAGCCAUCUGAAAACAAGGUUUUUGCAAAUAACAAAUUCUUAUUUGUGAUUGACCCUCUCCUCGGCCCGAAAUUAUAUUUUAACCUGUUGAAAAGUUCUGUAACUAGUAGAAAAAUCUAGAACAUUACAGUCGAUUAUAAUAAUUCAGUGGCGCGACGCUAAAUGGGCCUUUAUCUGAGAUUGCAUUAGUUUCUUAGAAUUUCCUUAUUUCAUAGACAAGUGAUCAGGCUUGUCUGACAUGUCGUCGAAUUUUGGAUUUGAGACCUGUAGGUUUCCUCGCGAUGCAUUCUAACACGAGUUAGAUGCGCACCUAGAAAAAACCACUGGACCCUGCCGGGGAUCGUACCUACGACCCCGAGAUGAGAGGCGCACAUAAACGCCAUAAUAGGGACAUACAAUUUAUAUAAAAUUGCUCAUUACCCCGGUGAAUAUAAUUUUGGCGGCCCUAGCUGCCUAUUUUCUGAACAUCCAUGAAUGAAUUCUUAUUUAUUUAUUUCGUGAUACUAGGUAGAGAAAUUUAGUGUUAUAUAUAAGUUAUAUAAGCAUUUUCAAGCAAUAAUUUGUUCAAUAGCUUUUAUAUUAACUUACCCAUGUAGGUUUAAUAGUAUGAAAGCUCUGUUUAAGCCUGAAAGUAAUUUAUCAUAAUGGAUGUAAGCUUUUCUGUUACCCAUAGACUAUUUGUAUAUCUGAUUUUUUAAUAAACAUGGUUUAGAGUA